Messenger RNA from Triticum turgidum subsp. durum (durum wheat), 2886 nucleotides. NCBI's taxonomy places the organism in Eukaryota, Viridiplantae, Streptophyta, Magnoliopsida, Poales, Poaceae. The record is from the annotation of a GenBank genome assembly.
AUGAUGCGAGGGAGGCGGGCGGCCGUGGUCGCCUACGGCGAGGUGGUGUUCAGAGCCUGGAAGGACGCAGGGUGGGUCAGAGGGGAGAUCGGGGAUGGGUUUCUGCAGGGGAUGGUUGAGGCAGCAGUACAUGCCGCUGACAAGGAGGUGGCCAGGGCUGCCAGGAGGAUACUGUGGGCUUUCGUCGAGCAGAAGGCGGUGGCUGGAGUUGAAAAGUUGGUCUUCAGGCUGUCCGAGCCUGUGCUGUUCCGGUCAUUGCAGGUUGCGAACUCUAAUGUUCGCCAUAAUGCUUUACAUCUUCUACUGGAUUUAUUUCCCCUCGAAGACCCAGAUGUGACAAAGGAUGUCAAUGAUCCUCUGUUAGAGAAGCAGUUCUUCCUGCUAGACAAACUUCUCAUAGAUGACUGCCUAGAAAUACGGGCAGUCGCAGUUGAAGGAAUUUGCCGUAUUCUUAACCAGUUUUGGGAAGUUAUUCCAUCGCCAACCAUUUCAAAAAAUUUGAGUAAAAUUGUUGAUGACAUGUCCAAAGAUUCUUGCAAUGAAGUUCGUCUAUCAACACUGAAUGGCCUGAUAUACUUGCUUGACAAUCCACAAAGUCAUGACAUACUGAAAGUGCUACUUCCAAGAUUAAGCGAUAUGGUUUCUGAUCCUGCUUUAUCUGUCAGAGCUGCUGCUGUAGAUCUCCUGUUAACUAUUCGUGAUCUUCGAUCUUUCCAAUACAAUAAGGUUGUUGGUUUGGGUACUCUAUUGUCUUCACUUGCAGAUGAUCAUCCCCGUGUUGCUAAAAAAAUCACGAAGCUUCUCAUUCCUUCUUACUUUCCAUCUAAGUUGCCUUUAAAAGAAGCAUGUGAUCGCUGCAUUGCACUCAUAAAGAGAUCGCCAGCAGCUGGGGCAAGGUUUUGUGAAUUUGCUCUGUCCGAAGGAUCAUCCUCGCAGCGUCUUGUUGGGCUUAUUAAAGUCUUUAUUAGUCGGGCAUUGUCACCAUCAGGAUUGAAUUCAGAGCAGACUGAUGGUCUUGUUAUUGCUUCCGCCAAACUAAUAAAAAGCUUAUCUGACGAGGGCUCUAAUUUGGUUGCUUUGAGAGAGUGCUUUGCAAAUGCUAAACUGAAGCUGCUCUUUAAAACUGCAGUUUCUGAUGGUGCCCAGGCUGCUCUUCUCAGCAUGGUGCCAGUGGUAUCACCUGAUGAUCUAUGUGUGUUACAUAUCGAAUGCAUGAAUAUAGUUGUGAAUGCUGCGGUGACUUCCAAGCAGGAAGAAUGUCAAGAAGCAUUGUUGGCAGCGCAUAAGUUGGUACAUUUGAGUGGCCGUUCUGAUGAAAUGUUUGAAGAAUUGACUAAUAUUUUGCAAUCUAAAGCCUCUUAUUUUUCUGGGAUUUAUGGACUCGAACCUCCAUCGUGCCCUGUUGCAUCUACAAAGAGGAAGAAAGGGAAGUCGCUUAAGAAAACGCCAGCAAGGUCUGACGAUGUGGUUGGAAAUAGGUCAUCCACACCAGUAAUCCUGAAUAAUGAAGAACUUGCUGCUGUAGGGGGAGCAGCAUGGCAGCUUAAUGAAAUACUAAAAGCUGAGGAGAUGAGAGCUGCUUUUGUGCAAUCUUAUGCAGAAAUUGCAUUUUCUUCUCUGAAGGUCAUUUCUCAAGUGUACAUUGAGCAGUGCCUACAUUUUGAAUCUCUAGACCUCAGUCCAGUGUUGGCUUAUUUGAGUUUGGCUACAUAUAGUGCUCUUCAGGAUGUUGAUCAAACGGAUAUGAGCUGCUCUGAGUCGACAAUUGUCAACCAGUCACUGGACCAUCUGCUGAGAUGCUAUGAUAGAUUUGUAAAUGGAUCUGUUACUGUUUCCACCAACUCAACUUCAACAUUGAACAAGAAUAAGGAAUCUGCAGAACAUAAACAUCAGCAGCAUGUCACCCCUGAAGCAUCUUGUGCAGGAAAUCCAGUGGAAUGCACAAUAAAUGUGAUUAUGCUUGGUACUUCAAUUCUUAAGUUCAUUGUCGAUACGACAACCAUCAAGCUGGUCAAUGAGAGUAAAGUAAGAUGUGUCGGAUUUGCAUCAUCUUACACAAAAUAUGCAGUGUCAGCCAUGAAAAGGCACAGUGUGGUCUCAUCUUUCAAUGGGGAUGAUCUGAAAGACAUACUGAUCCUUACACGAAGCUCCUUCACUUACGCAGCCAAGCUGCUUCAUUUGGUGCUAGCAAGCUCAACCGAGUCAGCGAGUCCCCCAGAGGAGGCCUUCCUCCUUGCCAAUAAUCUUCUUGAUCUUGUACCUGCUGUAGAAUCCUUUGCAGGCCCGAGAUAUGCUCUCACACUAGUUUCUGCUGUAAAACAGUGGCUGCCAGUCCUGAUAUUGGGUCUUGGAUGCCGCUGGUUGAUUGGGCCAGAAAGUGAGAUGGCUACCAAGAUGUGCAACUUGGGUGACGCUGAAUUACCGUUGUGGGUUGCUGCUCUGGCCAAGAAUGAGCUACUUGAGGCGGAAGAACCUAGGGAGGAUGAUCAGAGUGAGCAGGGCAACGAGCACGAGGAGUCACCGUCAUCCAAAAAGCUAGCAGAAUUGAUGGUGAACCUGCUGAAUAAAGGAAGCCCUAAGAUCCUGGAUUCCUUCGGUGGCAUUUUGCUUUCCAACCUUCAGUUGGCGCUGCAGAGAGCGGAGCACGGCAUUGUCUUAGGCUUGGCACGCUUUGUUUGUGACAAGCUGCUUGCGAGCAGCAGCAGCUCGUCAGCCUCCGAGAACCUGCGGCUCACUCAUGAUUCUCUGCGCAAGAACUUCUUUGAGAUCGACAGGCAUUGCAGGGAGGGCCUUGUCGAUGAUGAAGGUUCAAUGCAGAAGCUGGAGAGCGCAAAAAUAUUGAUACAGUCAGUACUCCCCUAUGAUGCAUGCAGUCAGACUAGCUGA